Molecule: messenger RNA, 750 nt
Organism: Scutellospora calospora
Lineage: Eukaryota; Fungi; Glomeromycota; Glomeromycetes; Diversisporales; Gigasporaceae
Source: the annotation of a GenBank genome assembly
AUGGUAACUGGUGACAUCUCUGCAGCUGAGACUACUGAUCAAACAAAAAUCGAUGAACGUAUUAAAAUUGCUUUAGACCUCGGAGAUCCAGAAAUUGUAGUUGAUUUACGUAAGCACAAUGGCGGAAGACCUAGUAAAUAUGAGAUUUUCUGGAGAGUUGCAGCUAAGUUUCUUGAAGGAAAAGCAGCUAAUGCUGUAACUGCAGUAGAUGAACGCAGGCAUGAUCCAAUCGUGCACCUUGCGACUGCAAUAUCAGUGAAUAAUCUUUUGUAUCAAAUUGAAAAGGAAUGCCCAACUAGAACACCAAUCCUAGCACACAAUGUUCAAACACGCCAGCUACGUGCUUACCAUCAAGAUACUCAUUACGUAUCUGCACUAUAUCGCUACAAGAAAGAAUUUGCUGUAAAAUUUCGAAAAAUUACAAAUUUUGUUUUUAUGGAUGAUAAGCAUCGUUGUAAAGUCGGAGAGCCUGAAUUUCCUGUUGCUGCAGUUGAGAGAGGAAAAAAAGUUGUAGUUAGUAGAGAAACUACAUUUGCAGUUGCUGACCAUGACUAUACUAAAACGGGUAUCAUACCAAGUAUAACAAUAAUAUGUAAUAUACCUGAAUCAAUUAAUAGAGAUUUCUAUACUGGCAAACCUAUACUAUGUCUCUAUACGGACGGUAGUCCAGAUCAUCAUUGCACAUAUACUCGUAUUCAAUUAUCCUAUAUUUGUCUUUUUCUCGCUUUAGAUCUUGAUUAUUUUGUUGCU